UUGUGAUGUUUUGUUUUCACGCAUAAAAUCAUUACAUCUACAUGCAAGUCCCACAUUGAUGCACUUAUUUGAGGAGAACUCCCACCCACGAGAAGUCUUUCAGAAUCUAGAAGAUCUACUCGUAUGGAGACGUGACAGUUUAAAGAACGUAGUGCCGUCCUCCGUAUCUUUCCCAAAUUUGACGUCUCUAAGUGUGUCAAGAUGUCAUGGAAUGAUCAACUUAUUUAGUUUCUCUGUAGCCAGAAGUCUAGAAAGACUUCAAAAAAUAAGCAUAGAUGAAUGCCAAAUGAUGACUGAAAUAGUUUCAAAUGAUGGAGGUCCUGCUGGUGCGGAGUCGCUUGAAAUUAUUUUCAAUCAAUUAGAAGUUAUGGAACUUUAUAGAUUACCAAGCCUCUCUAGCUUUUAUUCUGGGAUUUCUAGCAUGAGAUUUCCUAGAUUGAGAAAAGUGGUUGUGGUAGAGUGCCCUAAUAUGCAGAAUUUCUGUUGUAUGGCAUCGAUGUCACUUGUGGGAGAACUUCCAUUGAUGCAACCGUUGGAGAGCUCUCAUUCAUGCAUAGCUUUCCACGGUUUGGAGAUUCUAUUUGUACGGAGAUGUGACAGCUUAACAAACUUGAUACCAUUUUCCAUGUGUUUUCAAAAUGUGACAAUUCUGAGAAUAGCAGCAUGCAAUGGGAUGGUAAGUUUGUUGAGUUGUUCAACAGCGAGAUAUUUGUCGCGACUGCAGACAUUGAGCAUAAUUAAAUGCCAAAGAAUGCAGGAAGUAAUUUCAAGUGAAUGGUGUGACAGUGAUACAGGGGAAAUUGUUUUUGAACAAUUGGAAACUUUGGCACUUCAUAAGUUACCGAGACUCUCUAGCUUCCAUUCGGGUAAAUUUACUGUAAGAUUUCCAAAAUUGAAAACAGUUGUUGUGAUGCAGUGCCCUGAGGUGAAGAGUCUCCGUAAUGUGGCAUCCCCAACAAUAGGAGAUGAAAUCCCGUUGACUCACUCAUUUGAGAACUUCCACCUAUGCGAAGUCUUCCAAAAGUUGGAGACUUUGGAUGUAGGGAUGUGUGCGAAAUUGAUGAUAUUAGCACCGCCUUCCAUUUCGUUCUCAAAUUUGACGAGGCUAAGAGUGUCGAUAUGCAGCGGAAUGGUGUAUUUGUUGAGUUUCUCAACUGCUAGAAGUUUGGCACGACUGAAAAGUAUGAGCAUAAGCGAGUGCCAAAUGAUGACUCAAGUAAUUGCAAAUGAGGGAGAUGAUCUUGAUGGGGCAUGUGAAAUUACGUUCAAACAAUUGGAAAUGUUGGAACUGCAUAGCUUACCAAGCCUCACUAGCUUCCAUUUGGGUGAUUGUGUAAUGGGAUUUCCGAAGUUAAAAAGAUUGAUUGUAACUCAAUGCCCCGAGUUGAAGAGUUUCUCUUGUGGGGCCAUCGUCCCUAAGCUCGACAAAAUAAUCACAAGAAUAAAUGACCGGUAUAUUCGGGCUCAGAACUUUUGGAAUAUAAAAGGUUAUUUUGAGGACUUGGAGCAAGCUAGGCCUAUACAAGAGUUGUGGAAGGAUGAUUUUCAUUCCAGCAUGCAAGAACUCUGGGAGAUCAACCUAGGCAUAGCAAUUCAGCAAUUGUUCAGAGAAGAAGAUCCAAAAUUAGAAGACCCUGGAGAAGAUCCCGACAAUGACUUUGAAGAAGAAGAGGGCUUUGACAACUUUUCUGUCUUCUGAAGAGGACCUUCAUGAAUAUGCCAAAUCGACCGAAAGAGGACUACAACGAUUUUGGACAGAAUUCAAAACAGGAUCUUCAAAAACUCUCUGAACAGUUUUAAAGCGUUGCAAAGCAGAUGUUGGAGAAGAGUCCAUAUUUGAACAACAUAAGGACAAAAAGCAAGCUGACGGUUAAAGUUCAUGAUCAGAUUGCAUUGCUGCCGAUAGGAUUGGGACUAUUAAUCCCAGUCUCAUGUUUGGUACCAAACAUUGACCGGACAAUUUAUCCAUUGACAAGAAAAUAGUCUCCAAAAUCUGUGGGACCAAUAAUCCUCCCAAAAAUGGUGGGAUUAUUAGUCAAGGGGUGUUCUUUUCCGAGCCAAAGUCUUGAGUGUUUCUUCCUUUCAGAUCUGCUUGCCGUUGAGAAGCCACCAACACCGACAAAGUUUGCCGGAGGUCAUCGUCGCAUCACCGUGCCGACAUUUUCACCAGUAUCAAAGGUGGAUGGUGAAGAUCAGAGCAAUUAUAUGAGCGCUCAUGGGUAUGUAAUUUAUGUGUAAAAGGUGGACUCCAGUGCCAAAGAGGCUCCCGUACUAUGACAGGUUCGGGGGAAAGCUCAAUCUCAUAUGUACACGGCCUUACUCCCCCGAAGGAAAUGCCGUUUCCGGGAUUCGAACCCUGGACCCCGGGUGCAAACACAAUCGAAAGGGUAAGAUGUAGCCAUGGAGAAUAUUGGGGCGGAUGCGAGCUAUGCGUGAUAAGAAAACGGGAGAAACGAUCAUGGGAUAAAAGUGUUUAAUG
Messenger RNA from Morus notabilis, 2479 nucleotides. RefSeq lists its product as uncharacterized. NCBI's taxonomy places the organism in Eukaryota, Viridiplantae, Streptophyta, Magnoliopsida, Rosales, Moraceae. The coding region runs from base 59 to 1699 and encodes 546 amino acids. The record is from RefSeq and is a predicted model, not a curated record. The transcript has 4 exons.